This is a messenger RNA of Drosophila santomea, 789 nucleotides long. Its product is annotated as accessory gland protein Acp29AB-like. The record is from RefSeq and is a predicted model, not a curated record. The coding region runs from base 1 to 789 and encodes 262 amino acids. The transcript has a single exon. Lineage: Eukaryota; Metazoa; Arthropoda; Insecta; Diptera; Drosophilidae.
AUGUGUGGGCUGCGUACCUGUUUUUUGUGCCUCGUCGUUGCAUUCUGCCUCCUCUUCGGAGUGUCCCACUCCACCAACGAGUCCGUUUGUGUCCUGAGCGAUGCGCCGCAGCAAUGUGGCGCCUUCUGCCUGGGAGCAGUGCAUCCACUGUGUGAUCAGUACGCCAAAUCCAAGCAAGAGGAGGCAAUAGUUAAGAUCAUAGCGGAUUCUCGGGCUGAGCAGAAGGAGCUCGUGGUGAAGCUGAUAGCGGAUUCUCGGACUGAGCAGAUGGAGCUCGUGAAUCGGAGCCAAGAGGAAAUGGUGAAGAUGAUAGCGGAAUUUCGGGCUGAGCAGAAGGAGGUGUUGAAUGUCCUCGCGGCAAAUCAAACUGCCACCACGAGCAGACUUGAAUCCAUCUUGCAGAGCAGGCCAGUUACAGUGCCGCCUGGGUUCCAGAAGAUUGGAUCCAGAUACUUUUUCGUAGAAUAUAAUGAGGAGAAAAGCAGGACCUAUGCCGAGGAAACCUGUCGCGAAAAGGGCGGUCAGCUAGCAACCUUCGGAAACGAAGACGAGUUUGAAGCCGUCACAAGAAUCGUCAGUAUAUAUUCCUCCUUCUGGCUGGGUUACCAUCGAAAUAGUAAGGACGAAUUCGUGACGACCACUGGAAAUAAAGGAUCGUUUAUGAAGUGGCAUUCAGGAGAACCCGAAAACUUUGGCGAGCAGAACUGCGUUGGCCUGUACAAUUUAAGCAUGUAUGCUAGGAAAUGCGAUAUUAAAGAUGGCUUCAUUUGCCAGUUGGACACGGUUUAA